Molecule: messenger RNA, 525 nt
Organism: Carya illinoinensis
Lineage: Eukaryota; Viridiplantae; Streptophyta; Magnoliopsida; Fagales; Juglandaceae
Product: cysteine-rich receptor-like protein kinase 40
Exons: 3
Coding region: 1-525 (174 amino acids)
Biological process (GO): protein phosphorylation
Cellular component (GO): plasma membrane
Molecular function (GO): ATP binding; protein tyrosine kinase activity
Source: RefSeq, a predicted model, not a curated record
AUGUAUGUUGGAAGAAUGCCUAGCGGAAUGAGAGUGGCAAUCAAGAGACUUAAAGAGGGCAUUAAGCUUCAUACUCUUAUUGAUGAUAUAUGCCAGAAGGCGAAAAUAAGGCAUCCAAAUUUGGUGAGCACCCUUGGAUAUUGUGACAGAGGAGAUGAGUGUCUUGUAUCUGAGUUCUGUGUUAAUGGUGAUCUUGAAAGCUGGCUUCUUGGUGAAAGAAGAGGGUCGAUCUUGACAUGGGAACAGCGGUUGCAGAUAUCUAUUGGAAUUGCAAGAGGUUUAUGGUUUCUGUAUGACAAUCCCUUGCAGAAAAUGGUUCAUGGAGAUAUAAAGGCAACAGAUGCAGUAAAGAAAGGAGAAAGUGUAAGUGCCAUGGCAGAUCCCCGCUUACGUGGGGCUAUGUUUGGAUCGGAGUUUCGAAAUCUGUUUUCCAUAGCUGUCUUGUGUACAGUUCCAAAUGAAUGCGAAAGACCAACCAUGAAACAAGUCUUACAGAGGCUUGAAGAAACACAGAUUCUUGUCUGA